Messenger RNA from Penicillium waksmanii, 1677 nucleotides. RefSeq lists its product as uncharacterized. The record is from RefSeq and is a predicted model, not a curated record. Lineage: Eukaryota; Fungi; Ascomycota; Eurotiomycetes; Eurotiales; Aspergillaceae. The transcript is spliced from 2 exons. The coding region runs from base 1 to 1677 and encodes 558 amino acids.
AUGUCAUUCCGAACCCCAAUCUCCAAGUGCACGACUACGAUCCCUGGCCUGGGCAGGCUGGAUGGUCUACAAUUCGCCAACGGCGUGCAGCAAUUCAGCGGUAUUCCUUACGCUGAUCUCGCCAAAAGAUGGACACGAUCUAUUCUCAAAACUUCCUGGGAGGGCCAAUUCCAUGAUGGGACCAAACAAGGGAGUAAUUGCCCAAAUCCCAUCACUCCAGGUGACGAUUCCGACGAACUUGUGCCCGUGCCUCCAGCACCACACUUCACCGAAUGGAAUGUAGACGAACUUUCCGCCCUGGUGCUAAACAUCGUCAUUCCACAAGCGUUUCAACCCACCACCACCGACAAAAUAAAACCCCUGCCAGUCUUCGUCUAUGUCCACGGAGGCUCUCUCCUCUACGGCGGCGCCAACCACCCCAUCUUCGACGCAGUAAACCUAGUCUCCCACAGCAUCACAAUCGGUCAACCAAUAAUCUGCAUAAACUUCAACUACCGAGUCGGACUAGGUGGAUUUCUCGCUGGCUCCGCAAUAGCUUCCUCCCUCGCUCAAGAAGGACACGCAGGAAGCGGUAAUUUCGGUCUAACUGACCAACAAACCGCCUUCUCAUGGGUGCAAAAGUACAUCGGGCAUUUCGGCGGCGAUGCAUCGAACGUCACCGCAGUGGGCGAAUCAGCCGGUGGAAUAUCAAUCAGCAACCAACUUCUUGCGGCGAGGCCACCCAUCUUCCAUCGCGCGGUUUGUAUGUCGGGCUUGGCGGUUUCUAUUCCUCCGUGGACGAUUGCUCAGCAUGAUCGGUUGUUCGAGGCUGUUUGUGCGCAUUUCUUGAUCGAUUCGGGUAGUGAUGGUGUGAUGGAUAAACUCCGCGCUAUUCCACAGCAAGAUCUUGCGAAUGCAACACCGCUUGUUCAGGGUGUGCCAUCCGGCACGGGUAAUCCUUGUAUAGAUGGGUGGUUCUAUCCCGAGGAUCUUGAUCAUAGCGACGUUCAUGCGCCGCCGGUGUGGUUGGAUAGCUUGAUGGUUGGGGAUACGUACCACGAGGGAAUUAUCUUCCAUCUCAAUCUACUUGAAGGAGAAGAAGAUUUUGCCUCUGUUCGCAGGAUUCUUCUGUCUCAUAUUCAGGAUGAGGGUGUGACGGAUCUUUUUCUCCGAGAAUAUGAAAUCACCGAUGAUCUUUCGCCGGCUGAAUUUUUGGUCAGGGUCGAACAUAUGUGUGGUGAUGCUAUUUUUAAGAUUCCGAAUUACAUUCUCACGGAGAUUUGUGUGGAGGGAAAGUCUGAAGUUCAAGAGAGCUUUUACUCGUAUCACUUCGAUCAGAGGUCUCGCAUUAAGAACUCGUUUGAGGAUACAGCGUAUCAUGCUCACGAACUGUUGUACCUUUUUGGAAAUUUGGAGAACGAAAUGAAUGAUUCUGAGUGCGGGAUGGCGAAGGAGUUCAUGUCGGCUUGGAUACGGUUUGCAAAUGGGCUUGCACCGUGGCAUUCGAAGGGGGAGAGAAAUUGGAUGGUUUGGGGGCCAGAGAGUAAAUUCGAGUUGAAGAAUGAGGCCGAGGACGAAGAUGUACGCGGGUAUGAGAGAAUCAAGAUGAUUUUGGGGCUUGGGAAUGGGACGGUGUGGAAGAAGUGGCUCGCUGGAGUCGACUCGUUAGUAGUAAGGCGCUGGAAAAUAGAAAUGUAG